AUGGCAGCGAAGGAGCCUCUGCUGGCCACACUGAAAGUGUGCGUCCUUGAACUGCAGACGGCUGGUUCUGAUACUAUCACGGAUGAUUCCCCAUGUGUGACUCCGCUGUGCGAUGUCAUCGAGAUGAUCCUGCGUAAAGGAAUCAAGAGUGGGGUUAUGGGGUUAAGAAGAAGAGAUUACUGGCACUGGAUAGAGGAUCUUCCUCAGCAGGAUACCUGUGGCAGGCUAUCAUACCUCUCCGUCAUGAUACAAAGUACUAUUGCCUGUACUAAGGUUUUAACUGCACAAGGAAGAGGAAGGUAUUUUCUACGACUGGCUCUCAACAGGAAAACCAUAGCGGCUGCAGUCCAGCACUUACAGCACACACAGAGACUGCUGGAGUGGUAUGAUCCGCUGUUCUCUUUGCUUGGAAAUGAGGAACAUUUAGAACCCUUCCUGUCUUUGCUCCUGGUUGUGUCUCAAAGCAAUUUUGCUCUAGAUCUUCAGAAUUCAAGCUUCCUGGAUGAGAGCUGGCUUUUACCGGUGUGUGCCGUAUAUCAGACCGUGCCAUGUCGGGAGCUGGGAAUGGUAUUGAGGUACCAGGAGGGCCGAGUGUUUGUUGUAGAUGUACUUUCCAGACAGCCAGACUGAAGUAGAUGAAGUUGUUCUUGCAGGAGACAUUAUUGAUGACAUUAAUGGAGUGUCACUACGCCAUGCAUAUAAUGGACAGGUGAGGAUUAUGGAAUUGGUCUGUUUAAUCCAAUAA
Messenger RNA from Staurois parvus, 745 nucleotides. NCBI's taxonomy places the organism in Eukaryota, Metazoa, Chordata, Amphibia, Anura, Ranidae. The record is from the annotation of a GenBank genome assembly.